ACGCCAACUGCACGAUCAAACUACACUCUCAAAUAUCUUUUCAUAAGCGUUCGCCAACCAAUAUCUACUCUUCCUCCUUUCAUGCCUCAGCCCUCGGUCCAUCAGCUCUAUACACGACUAGAAACUAUUGGCAAAGGUGCAUACGGUUCCGUUCACAAGGGGAUCCACAUUCCAACCGGCAAAGUUGUCGCUCUCAAGAUUAUCAAUCUCGACACCGAGGAUGACGAUGUUGGUGACAUACAACGGGAGGUCGCUCUCUUAACACAGCUGCGAGACGCACCCAAUAUCACUCAAUACUUCGGAUGUUACCUGGAUGGCCCUCGUGUCUGGAUCGUCAUGGAGUACGCUGAAGGUGGCAGCGUACGUACCCUUAUGAAGGCUUGCAAAGACAAUAUCAUUGAGGAGAAGUAUGCUGUCAUCAUCAUCCGCGAGGUUCUUCAAGGUCUCAGGUUUCUUCACAAGUCUUCAAUUAUCCACCGCGACUUGAAGGCAGCCAAUAUCCUCGUUACUGCUACCGGCAAGGUGAUGAUCUGUGACUUUGGUGUAUCUGCGCUCCUUGUGACUGCCUCCAGCAAGCGAAAUACUCUCAUCGGUACUCCCCAUUGGAUGGCUCCGGAAGUCGCUCAUGCUGCCGCAUACGACACCAAAGCCGAUAUAUGGAGUCUUGGGAUUGCGAUCUACGAGAUGGUUAAAGGGAACGUCCCUCAUGCUCAGAUUUUCGACCAGGCCAAACUCAUCCAGAUGAUUCCUCGCAUGAAGCCGCCCCGUCUGAUUGAGGGCGAAGGCAGCAAGGAACUGAGGGAGUUCGUAUCUCAGUGUCUUAGAGAGUCACCUAAAGAUCGAUUGACCGCAGAUGAGCUACUGAAGACAAAGCUCAUAAGGUCCAUUUUGAAGACACCCAAUUCCAUUCUGACGGAUCUCAUUACGAGAUAUGAAGCUUGGGUACAGGAGGGCAACACCCGCGCAAGCAUGAUGGGGUCGCUGCCCUGGGAAGACGAGGAGAAUGAGGAGAGAGACUUCACCGACGUUCAGAGGGAAAGUACUGGUUGGGAAUUCGAGACGGUUCGCGGCAGAUCGGCCAUGGACUUCGCGUCGCACGACACAUUAUCUCCACCAGAUGUGUUCGAUGACGAUUCAGCGUCGUACUCGACAGUGAGGCCCCCAACGUCGAAAGUACCUCCGACCUUGCGCAUGUUAUUUGAGGAUGACACAAAUGACACCAGUCCUUUCCCCAUGGUACCCCCAAUUGAUCUUCCUAUGCCGACUCGAAGUCGGACACCAUUACGAGCUCGCGGACGUUCGAACAGCGUAACGAAGACCGGUAAAGAUGAGAUGAGUACAGUGAAGCAGACCUCUGACUUUGUGUUUCCUCGGAAACCGGUUUCUGAAGCGAAGCCUCAGCAAGAUGCUGACGAAACUUCAUCUCUCAACUUAGAGUUCUCUUUUUCACAAGAUUCACUUUCAAGUUCGGUUGUUGAAGACGUGGUUAACGACUCCCAUAAUCAGCAGGCAUUGUUUCUCUCCAGUGACCCUACCGGAUCCCCUGAGCCUCCUCCUGUUCCUGACUCAGGAGCCACUGUCACGCAGCAAAGCGUUUCCGAGCCCCAGCCACUCACUACACCUGGUGGGCAUCGCUUAACCCGAAAACGUUCUCAGAGUAGCGCUGCAGAGUCGGCUUCUCGUACAGUGGUACGAGUACACCGCGAUCGAAACCUAGCUUCCUCAGUUGAUUUCCAUUUCCCUUCCCGUCCUUCGUCCGGCUUCGACCCCGAUUUGUCUUCUGGCAACCCAAGUACAUCAACCUCGAUUAAUUCCCCUUUCCUUGGAUCUUCUCAUCACCCAGCAGCAUCACUAGAUGCCUCCAUUCUUCCCAAACGCCUCCCUUCACCUGGUUCACUUCCUCGCCCUCAAGCCAUCACUCGGAAAGGUUCUGCACCUGUCUUGGAAAUCAGCCGCUAUCAAGGGCAGGCUAUAUAUCCUGCAGAUGCUGGGCCGUUUUCGCGGCAUGGGCUCCCUGGCCUUAAGGAUGUACUGAAGAUCCCUGCUGUUACCUCGGAACUCCAGCUUGGCAUGUCAGAUCUUCUACCCCCAUCCCCGUUCUUGCAACACUCUCAACAACCUUCACCGCCGUCAACUAGUUAUGCCAUGUCUACCACUGAUCCACCCUCACGUCCGUGGCCUCUUAAUGCGUCAGCUUCGUCUUCAACGACAUCCCUGAAUUCACUCUCAUCCCUUCAAAGCCAAUCUCUUGGUGAUGGUAUCGCACCGUCACCGGGCCACUUCCGCUCGAGAUCCCAAGGAUUCGUAUCAUCGCUUCCCAUGUCUUCGAACCCCAUGUCUGGUCCAAUUGUGAAACCACUGGAUUUCAGCCCAUUGACGCAAUCACACGAGAAGACGCACGCAUAUCUCGCAUCAACAGUCAAUGAUCUCGCCCAGUGGCUAUCGAUGGUGGAGCUGGGCCUGACACAAAUUCUCGAUGAGACAAGUCAGGAUGCAAUAGUGGAGGAGCAAGAGCCCGAGGAUCAGCAUGUUGUCACAGACGGUGCAGUGUUCACCGAGGCAAGCGCUGCAACUUCUGCGUUGGUGAAUGGUACAGAAGAUGUUCUAGAAUCCUGAUUGUUUUAUCUAUGGUAUUGUUCUAGUGAUCUAGAUGUAUCCUUUUCCCGAGAGGUAGUCGGUGAUAAUUCGUACACAGUCGGUGACAUCGGAUUCAUUUGUCUUCAAAUGAAUUUCAGGGUCGACUGGAGGCUCAUAUGGAGCAGAAAUGCCAGUGAAGUCUACGAUCACGCGUUACGAGUGCACAAUAAAACGCAUGCCGUAAAUGAGACGAACCUUUGAUUUCACCGGCUCUGGCUUUCUUAUACAACCCCUUUGGGUCGCGCUGUUCUACGACGUCCAGCGGUGCAUCUACAAAUACCUCGAUGAAUUCCAGUCCACUUUCGUUAUGUAGUUCACGAGCGAUGGCACGAUCAGCGCGAUAAGGCGAAAUAAAGGCAGUUAAGCAUAUGCAGCACGAAUCGGCGAAGAGUCUUGAGACCUGCGCAAGACUCAGAAGAACGAAUGCUAGCAUGGAUUAAGGGAACACGUACUUCGCCGAUUCUGCGGAUAUUCUCGUUUCGCGACUUUUCGUCGAAUCCCAGGUCCUUAUUCAGGCCGAACCGAAUGUUAUCGCCAUCCAAUCGGUAAGAGAACUUCUUCAGGUGCAUUAGGUGCUGCUCAAGAGCGCACGCUAUCGUAGACUAGAAAGCAUACCUGAGCACCUCAUAAAUGUCAGAGUCAAUUGAAACCCGAAACCUUCCCGCUUGC
Messenger RNA from Somion occarium, 3306 nucleotides. Lineage: Eukaryota; Fungi; Basidiomycota; Agaricomycetes; Polyporales; Cerrenaceae. The record is from the annotation of a GenBank genome assembly.